This is a messenger RNA of Bactrocera oleae (olive fruit fly), 762 nucleotides long. Its product is annotated as odorant receptor 43b-like. Gene Ontology annotation, cellular component: plasma membrane. Gene Ontology annotation, biological process: detection of chemical stimulus involved in sensory perception of smell; sensory perception of smell. The record is from RefSeq and is a predicted model, not a curated record. Lineage: Eukaryota; Metazoa; Arthropoda; Insecta; Diptera; Tephritidae. Gene Ontology annotation, molecular function: odorant binding; olfactory receptor activity.
CUCCCACUUGUUGACUGGAUUCAACAGCCGACCAUACACUUCUGGCUUCAUUUUCUCAUCGAGGUGAUUUAUAUAUACUUUUUGCUGACCAUUCAAUGCAUGAGCGAUCUAUAUCCGGUUGUUUAUAUCAAAGCUGUACGUACACAUAUUACUCUGCUUACAGAGCGUGUGAGCAGGUUGGGAGAGAAUCCGAAUCUUACCGACGAAGACAAUUAUCAGGAAUUAAUUGAUUGCGUGCGGACGCAUCAGGAAUUAUUGCAAAUCUCUAGGAUUGUUGGCUCUGUGCUCUCGCUCACCAUCUUUAUACAGUUCAUAAUAGUUGGCGGUAUACUCUGUGUCAGCAUGCUCAAUAUUUUCAUAUUUGCUGACGCGAGUCAUCGGGUAAUUUCGAUUGUUUAUUACCUUUGUGUGUUGUUGCAAACCUCAGUCACUUGCUAUCAGGCCUCGAUGCUCGAGUUGGACUGCGAAAAGUUGCCCAAUGCGAUCUUCCAUUGCAAUUGGUUAGCUUUGGAUAAACGUUCGCGUCAUGUGUUGAUCUAUUUUCUACAUCACGCUCAGGAGGAAAUCUCUUUCGUAGCUGUUAAGUUUUUUAAAAUUAAUUUGGGCACUAAUUUGUCGAUCGCCAAGUUCUCAUUUACCUUAUAUACCUUCAUAAACAAAAUGGGCGUCGGGCAGAAUAUAAAGGAUCAAUUUGAAUAAAAGCCGAAAAUAUAAAAAAUUUAGUCAUAAAUAUUAUUUAAGUGACAAGUUAUUGUUUUUUUC